CGCGUCCGGGAGGCCGCGGUUUCAGGUCGCAAGGGCCAACCGGGAGGCUCGAGCCAGCGGCUGAUUUAGUGAUGACUGGAAGGUCUCUGAAGGACCUAACACCUGAACCGUAACGUAGGCGUCCUUGUCACGGUUGGCAUCUGUGUGCCUUGCAGUUCGCUCUCUGCUGAUGGCUUUCACAGUGCCUACUGCUGCUCUGCCCCAGACAAUGACUCGACUUCUGGGUAGCAGGCAGGACCCACCGUGGGGAGGCCUAGAGUUGUUUGUUUUGUUUUGUUUUUUGUUUUUGUUUUUGUAGGAUAUCUAAAGAAGAAAAAAAUGAGACCUAAGUGUUGCAGUGGUGCCUGGCAGCUCGAGGGCCUGUCAGCCAUGGAGGUGCCAGUCCGGUGCCGCGGUAGCAGCCACUACGGAGAAAGCGCAUCGUGCCAAAACUGCGAAACCCCAAGUUCAACCAGAAAGGAGGAAGCCCAAAACCGGCAUAUUAAUGUUAAACAUGGGAGGCCCUGAAACCCUGGGAGAAGUUCAAGACUUCCUGCAGAGGCUCUUCCUGGACCGGGACCUCAUGACACUUCCCAUUCAGAGUAAGCUGGCACCAUUCAUCGCCAAACGCCGUACCCCCAAAAUUCAAGAGCAGUAUCGCAGAAUUGGAGGUGGAUCCCCCAUCAAGAUGUGGACUUCCAAGCAAGGAGAAGGCAUGGUGAAGCUGCUGGAUGAGCUGUCCCCUGAUACAGCACCUCACAAAUACUAUAUUGGAUUCCGGUACGUCCAUCCCUUGACGGAAGAGGCAAUUGAAGAGAUGGAGAGAGAUGGACUAGAAAGGGCCAUUGCGUUCACACAGUAUCCACAGUAUAGCUGCUCCACUACGGGCAGCAGCUUAAAUGCCAUUUACAGAUACUAUAACGAGGUGGGGCGGAAACCCACCAUGAAGUGGAGCACAAUCGACAGGUGGCCCACGCACCCCCUCCUCAUCCAGUGUUUUGCAGACCACAUUCUGAAAGAGCUGAACCAUUUUCCAGAGGAGAAGAGAAGCGAGGUGGUCAUUCUGUUUUCUGCCCACUCCCUGCCGAUGUCUGUUGUCAACAGAGGGGACCCCUAUCCCCAAGAGGUAGGAGCCACUGUCCACAAAGUCAUGGAAGAGCUGGGUUAUCCCAACCCUUACCGACUGGUUUGGCAGUCCAAGGUUGGUCCAGUACCCUGGCUGGGCCCUCAGACAGAUGAGGCUAUCAAAGGUCUUUGUGAGCGGGGGAGAAAGAAUAUCCUCUUGGUUCCAAUAGCAUUUACCAGUGACCACAUUGAGACGCUCUAUGAACUGGAUAUUGAAUACUCUCAAGUGCUAGCUCAGAAGUGUGGAGCUGAAAACAUCAGAAGAGCGGAGUCUCUUAAUGGAAAUCCAUUGUUCUCCAAGGCCCUUGCUGAUCUGGUGCACUCCCACAUCCAGUCAAACAAGCUGUGCUCCACGCAGUUGAGUCUGAGCUGUCCGCUCUGUGUAAAUCCUGUCUGCAGGGAGACUAAAUCCUUCUUCACCAGCCAACAGCUGUGACCCUGCCUGAGGACCCAUGGGAUUUGCAGAUGUACAGCCUCCAGACACCUGCAGUGGGGACGAUGGGAUCGGAAGCCACGUUUGCCUGGAAACAGACUAUGAUUUCUCUCUUGUCCAUGUUUUGUUUUGUUUUGUUUUAUUUUAUUUUAUUUUAUUUUAUUUUAUUUCUUGCUUCCCUAUGUAGGCCAAACUGGCCUCCAGUAUGCCUCCUGCUUCCAUUUCCUGAGCGCUAGCUAGCAUCACAGACAUACAAAAUUGUGUUCCUUGGAGGAUGGACUUGAAAUUCUUACUGAGAUUUCUAUUUUCAUAUACACGUACAGUGAACACACAACCAUUUCUGGGAUCCAAAUAUUCACAAAUGUGAAACAUCUGUCUACUGGGACCUCCCAGGAAUGUUUUACAUUUUUAUCUUAUGAGAUGCACACAGAUUCUGCACUUAUUGCCCAAGACAACUUCCUACAACAGUAUGGUAUGGCUCCUCUGUGCUACCAGUGGUGACUGAGAUGUUUACAGUCUUAUGGAUAUAGCUAGAGCGUAAGUGGAUAUUGUGAAGUUAAUGAAAUAUAACUUGUAAAAGAAUUAGGCUGAAUGCAUAGCUUAGUAUUGUGUGCUUGCCUGCAAGGCUCCUACGUAAUCCCCAGCACUAAUCACAAACAUUAUGUUGCCUACUCUUCCCCCGAGUCUGUGGGUAUGGGGAAUGAGUUGGCGUGGUCACUGUCUCUGCUUCUGUUGGCAGUGCAUACACUGUCCACUGCCACUGUGGUGUCCGUGGACGUGUCUCAUCCCCUCCCUGGAAACCGAAACAAGUGCCUGUUUCAAGAGUGCUGAGAUUCCCCAGGCGCAGAGCCUAAUAAACGCGUGGAAGUUCA
This is a messenger RNA of Mastomys coucha (southern multimammate mouse), 2409 nucleotides long. It is a transcript of the gene Fech, whose product is annotated as ferrochelatase. The coding region runs from base 485 to 1540 and encodes 351 amino acids. Gene Ontology annotation, biological process: heme biosynthetic process. The transcript is spliced from 11 exons. NCBI's taxonomy places the organism in Eukaryota, Metazoa, Chordata, Mammalia, Rodentia, Muridae. The record is from RefSeq and is a predicted model, not a curated record. Gene Ontology annotation, molecular function: protoporphyrin ferrochelatase activity.